Phytomonas sp. EM1 is the source of this 606-nucleotide messenger RNA. Lineage: Eukaryota; Euglenozoa; Kinetoplastea; Trypanosomatida; Trypanosomatidae. The record is from the annotation of a GenBank genome assembly.
AUGGAUUUAUCUUUCCUCCAGCCCGGUUUCUCCAUUGAUUUUCCCUCGAAGGAACACGCGUUUAAGUCACCGCUAGCUUCUAAAUUAUUCAAGAUUCAAGGGGUCGAGGCAGUUUUCAUCUCGGAUGAGUAUAUUACGGUGCGAAAGACCCCGGACGUGGAGUGGGAUUCCCUCAUUCCACAUAUUCAGAACGCCAUCAUCGAAUUCUCUAAUAGCGGGGAGGAGACGCUCUCUGAGGAGGGCGAGAACUGCUUAACCGGCUACAACGACGACACGGAGCCCAGCGACGACGACGACGAGGUGGUGCUGGCGGUGAAGGAGCUCCUGGCGACGCGUAUCCGUCCGAUGCUGCGCGCGGAUGGUGGGAAUGUGCGCUAUAUUGACAUGGAUGACGGGACCGUGUAUUUGCUUCUAGAGGGCGCGUGCAAGGCGUGCCCUUCGUCUCAUUUAACACUAAAAGGCGGUAUUGAGCGGAUGUUGAUGCACUGGAUUCCCGAGGUGGUGGAGACUCAAGAAGUGAGUGAUGAAGUAGCUGAGGAUAUUCUUUCCGAGAAGCGUCUUCGAAAGAAAUUGAAGGAAAGUAAUGGCGUAGUGAAUGCUCAGUAG